ACCAACCCGAACAACCAAAUCACCAUGAAGUUCCUCAUCUGCUUGGCUCUCUGCAUCGCCGCCGCCCAGGCUGGUUACCUCGCAUCCCCGGUGGCCACUUAUGCCGCUGCUCCGGCCUACUCCGCCACCUACUCCGCCGCCGCUCCCGUGGCCUACGCCGCUCCAGUCACCACCUAUGCCGCUCCAGGCUACUCCACCUAUGCCGCUCCUGGCUACUCCACCUACGCCGCUGUGGCUCCCGCCUAUACCGCCUACAGGGCUCCCUUGGCCUAUUCCGCCUUCGCCGCCCCCGUCACCACCUACUCUGCUCCAGCCGUCGUCAGCUCCUUCCUGAAGAAGAAGUAA
Molecule: messenger RNA, 345 nt
Organism: Drosophila subpulchrella
Lineage: Eukaryota; Metazoa; Arthropoda; Insecta; Diptera; Drosophilidae
Product: cuticle protein 16.5-like
Exons: 1
Coding region: 25-345 (106 amino acids)
Source: RefSeq, a predicted model, not a curated record